Uranotaenia lowii is the source of this 1639-nucleotide messenger RNA. RefSeq names its product myosin-2 essential light chain (gene Mlc-c). Gene Ontology annotation, cellular component: myosin II complex. Bases 748 to 1209 code for a protein of 153 amino acids. The record is from RefSeq and is a predicted model, not a curated record. NCBI's taxonomy places the organism in Eukaryota, Metazoa, Arthropoda, Insecta, Diptera, Culicidae. The transcript is spliced from 3 exons. Gene Ontology annotation, molecular function: calcium ion binding; myosin heavy chain binding.
UAUCGGUUUAGUAACGAUCGUACGGCGGACGCGUUCACACGUUUCUCGCGAGAUUAUUUCAAACCAUUCCAUCCAAGUCAUAAGGUAGCUCUCGGUAGUUUGCGGUAGCAGCAACAACUAGACCUCGACCGGAAACCUCGCCGGGUGCGCCAUCUGUUAGCGCCUGUGACCUCGUAACGUUAGCGCAAAAAUAUAAGAAUAAACCAUAAGAACGAGCACUUAUCGAUCGUGCGACCUUCAAGCUCCAUAAAACUAACAGACAACAAGUAAAUAGUACGUUUAAAUUCAACGAACCACAGUGCUGCGGGGAUUGGCUGUGAGUUACUUCAAAGAGGAAAUCACCUCAGUCUGUUUCGAUCGGGCACCUUUGGGCUCAGGCUCUGUGUAGCAGUUCGUGGAUCGAGUUUCUUUGGGGAAUUGUGAAGUGCCCGGAUCUUACCUCCUAACUAUAUCCAAUAGCUAUAGCUGAAAUAAUACAUCAUUAAGUGAUAUUGUCCCCAUCUGCUCUGCGGUUACAUGAGCUAUCAUUGAGAAUCCACGGUUGACAUCGACAUUCUAGCGAGCAGUUCAACUAUACCGGGAAGAAUUAAGUGGAUUAUCUUUCACCCAUUCUACUGCGACGAACGAUAAAUAAACAACGAAGACUAAGGGGUUUCGAAGUGCAGUGUUUUGUUUUUUUUAGCUACAGUUGAUUAGUGCAAGGAUAUUCGUUAAAUUAUUUGUUAGAAAUACUGAAAAUUCAUCACCAUGUACAUGUACGAUCCACCAAAGAAGAAUAAUUUUACAUCAGUCGAAGAAUUCCAGGAGGCCUUCAACCUGUUCGACAACCGCGGCGAUGGCAAAAUCCAGCAGCAACAAAUCGGCGAGUGUCUGCGGGCGCUGGGCCAGAACCCGACCGAGUCGGACGUCAAGAAGUUCACCAUGCAGCUGAAGCCGGACGAGCGCGUCUCGUUCGAGGUGUUCCUGCCGAUCUAUCAGGCCAUUUCGAAGCAGCGCACCAUGGACACGGCGGACGAUUUCAUCGAGGGGCUGCGCCAUUUCGACAAGGACGCCAGCGGGUUCAUCUCGUCCGCCGAGCUGCGUCACCUGUUGACCACCCUGGGCGAGAAGCUGGCCGAUGAUGAGGUCGAGCAACUGCUGCAGAAUCAGGAGGAUUCCCAAGGCAACGUAAACUACGAAGAAUUCGUGCGAAUGGUUAUGAGCGGUUGAGCGCAGCAGCAUUCACUAGCCUAAGAAUGCCAAUGAAGAUCCACCAAUUUUCUAGUACUGUCAGUUUCCUGAGCGCGUUAAAAGUAUAAACAAUGUUAAAUGAAUCAAAUUUCAUCAGGAAAUUAAUUCAGGAUUUUCCUUCGGUUAUGUGUAGUGGUGCAUUUUAAUGUUACUUAAGCAUUUUGAUUUUUUUUCUUAAUUUGGAACCUGUUGAAGCAGCAAGCAAACAAAAAUCGAAAGUAUUAUUUCCUUUGAAUCGAGCCGCUUAUGGCAUUUAUUUUCACUUGCUUCAUUGUAAUCAAUUUGAUGAAACAUUCAAUAAAUCGUACACCGUAUGCAUUUCUUUCAGUUAUAAAAAAAGGAAACCAAUUUCUACAUCCAUAUUAAAACCUAUAAUUAUAUUUUAAUAAAACCCUAAUUUAUACACUAA